AUAUAUUCUAACAUGUUUUACACAUUAAAUAUUUUCAGUUUUACAAACUUUUUAUCAAGGUUUACAAAGUUCCAGGCCCGUAACUUUGGAACAAAAAGAGUUACACAGAGAAGAAGAUUUAUGCUGAGAAUUAUUAGGCCUGAAGAGAAGUUUACUGAUAAAACCAUGACCAAUGGACUUUUUGACAAAAAUGACUGCCUUCCUAAAUCCUUGCUUAAAAGUCCAGUAAUUAGAAAGCUUAUCUAUGCGAAUACUGCUGAAUCUAUGGAGCUUGCUUCAACAAUUAAUUGGGAUGUUUACAAGUGUAACGUUAAGGGUGUAAGGUGGCAUCCGAGCGGGAGCUGGAUGGUACAAUUUUCAAAAAGAAACUACGAGAAUAACUUCUUCGUAAACUGCAAGGCUUAUUUCAGGGUGGAGAAACAUGGGUUUUUUGAAGCCAAAAGGCUCGCUAUCGCAUACAGAAAGAGACUGGAAUUCGAAUACUCUCAGCUGGAAAAAACAUGGGAAAUUAUAGAAAAGAAACGAGAAAUGGAAAGAAUGGAAAAGAAUAAAGCUAAAGAAAUAAAGGGAAUUGAAGAUCAAUUUCUCUUAUCAGAUAAUUUAAAUUCUUUUGAAAUUUAAAUUUUGUAAAAGUAGAUUCUCCAAAAUGUUUAAUAAUGUUCUGGAGUGUUGAAUGUUAUACUGGUUCAGUA
Molecule: messenger RNA, 692 nt
Organism: Theileria parva strain Muguga
Lineage: Eukaryota; Apicomplexa; Aconoidasida; Piroplasmida; Theileriidae
Product: AP2 domain protein
Exons: 5
Coding region: 13-621 (202 amino acids)
Biological process (GO): regulation of DNA-templated transcription
Molecular function (GO): DNA-binding transcription factor activity
Source: RefSeq, a predicted model, not a curated record